CAGCCAGCAGCCAAACAGUAAAAAAUGGAUAUCAGCUAUAUCUUCGUGAUCUGCCUGAUGGCCCUGUGCAGCAGCGGCAGCGGUCUGAGCCAAGUCGAGGGCAAACAGAAAUCCGGAAGGGGCCGGGGAUCCAUGUGGUGGGGCAUUGCCAAGGUCGGCGAACCCAACAAUAUAACGCCCAUUAUGUACAUGGAUCCGGCCAUCCACUCCACGUUGAGGAGAAAACAGCGUCGCCUGGUCAGGGAUAAUCCCGGUGUCUUGGGAGCCCUGGUGAAAGGCGCCAAUUUGGCCAUCAGCGAGUGCCAGCACCAGUUCAGGAAUCGUCGCUGGAACUGCUCGACGAGAAACUUCUCGAGGGGCAAGAACCUAUUCGGCAAAAUCGUUGAUCGAGGCUGCCGAGAGACUAGCUUCAUCUAUGCCAUCACCAGUGCGGCAGUGACCCACUCGAUCGCCAGGGCCUGCAGUGAAGGGACCAUUGAGUCCUGCACCUGCGACUACAGCCACCAGUCGCGAUCCCCACAAGCCAACCACCAGGCGGGCAGUGUGGCCGGUGUGCGGGAUUGGGAGUGGGGCGGCUGCUCCGACAACAUCGGAUUCGGAUUCAAGUUCUCCCGGGAGUUCGUCGAUACUGGCGAGAGGGGUCGCAAUCUGCGCGAGAAGAUGAAUCUGCACAACAACGAGGCGGGUCGAGCGCACGUCCAGGCGGAGAUGCGACAGGAGUGCAAGUGCCAUGGAAUGUCCGGCUCGUGUACAGUGAAGACCUGCUGGAUGCGACUGGCCAACUUCCGUGUGAUCGGCGACAAUCUGAAGGCCCGCUUUGACGGAGCCACCCGCGUCCAGGUGACCAACAGUCUGCGGGCCACAAAUGGUUUGGCCGCCGUAAGUCCAAAUGCUGCUGGCUCGAAUUCAGCGGGCUCCAACGGCCUGAUUCUACCCCAGUCGGUGGUCUACGGCGAGGAGGAGGAGCGCAUGCUGAACGACCACAUGCCGGAUAUCCUGCUGGAGAACAGCCAUCCGAUCAGCAAGAUCCAUCACCCGAACAUGCCGUCGCCCAACAGUUUGCCACAGGCUGGUCAAAGGGGAGGACGAAAUGGACGUCGCCAGGGUCGCAAACAUAAUAGAUAUCACUUCCAACUGAACCCCCACAAUCCGGAGCACAAGCCGCCGGGCUCCAAGGACCUCGUCUACCUGGAGCCCUCGCCCAGCUUCUGCGAGAAGAAUCUGCGACACGGCAUCCUGGGCACCCAUGGGCGCCAGUGCAACGAGACCUCGCUGGGCGUCGACGGAUGUGGGCUGAUGUGCUGUGGGCGUGGCUAUCGGCGCGACGAGGUCGUCGUGGUGGAGCGGUGCGCCUGCACCUUCCACUGGUGCUGCGAGGUCAAGUGCAAGCUGUGUCGGACCAAGAAGGUCAUCUACACGUGUCUGUAAGGCGACACUGCCCCGCCUCAAAGCCACCGCCCUCUACAGUAACCCCUCCCUUCAUUCUUUGUAUGUGUUAUGUAUUUUGUCUACGCUUAGCCUUUGUUAUUAGCACCUUAAGAGCCUAGACUAUAGCCUAGUUAAAGAUACGACUAACGCCCAUCUGAAAGCCCCCCCUUUAACUCUCACUUUUUUCUAGCAGUAUUACACGAGGAAUAUUAACGAAUAGAUUUCAAGAAAAAGUGAGGAAUACAACAUGUGUUUGCCCAGUUUUUAGUCAUGUAAGACAGCUCCCAAUCGAAGCAAAAUAUUUUGUAAAUUACAAAGCCCCAUUUUUGUACCCCUCGAUGAUAGUUAGUAAUUAAAGUUAAUUUAGUCUAGAUUAAAGUUUUCAAAGCGCGUCCCUUUCUGCUUAAUUCCCUCUCUGUCGUUUAAAUCCUUUUUAAAUCAUUGAAAACAAGACUGAAAAUUCAAAUAGCGCGCUGCUCUUUCCUUCUCUUUAGCGAACACUGCUUGAACUGCUUGCGUACUGCUUUGGCCAGGACCAAAACGUAUGUGAAGUGGGCGGUAGAAUCCUUUAAGAAAAUCUGUUACCAGGGCUGGAAAACAAUUGGAAUGCGUAACUAAAAAUUCCAAUUAAAGUUUCCCCUUCUUAGCCAGGUCAUAAAAAGAAAAAAAUUACUUUUGUGUACAUAAAUACGUUUAAAUUAACUUUAAGUUUUAGGAUAAAUUCAGACCAACCCCACGAAAUACAGAGAAAGAUUUUAGUUGCUUGGAAUUUAUGAAAUUUUGCACACGAAAUAUUUUUUUUUGUAAACGCAUUUAAUUUAUCUCCCCUUGGCCUUUCGGUUGUGCGUUCUCCCCCACCACCCUCAUUGUAGGUAUUACUAAUUAAUUAAAUUCACUUAGCUGGCUAGUUAAACUAAGUAUACAAAUAGCUCGAUAUGAAUAUAAUAUUUAAUUAAUUUAUACUAGCUCAUAGACAUUCAAUUUUGUAAAGUAUUAAUGCGAAGGAAAACAAGAAACAAAAAAGCGAGCAGAAAAAUGCGAAUGCAAUCGAAAACAAAUCAAUAAAAAACAGAAAACGACAAUGAGUAAAAAAA
Messenger RNA from Drosophila takahashii, 2522 nucleotides. RefSeq names its product Wnt family member 1 wingless (gene wg). Lineage: Eukaryota; Metazoa; Arthropoda; Insecta; Diptera; Drosophilidae. Gene Ontology annotation, biological process: cell fate commitment; neuron differentiation; multicellular organism development. The record is from RefSeq and is a predicted model, not a curated record. Gene Ontology annotation, cellular component: extracellular region. Gene Ontology annotation, molecular function: cytokine activity; frizzled binding.